Molecule: messenger RNA, 552 nt
Organism: Suillus discolor
Lineage: Eukaryota; Fungi; Basidiomycota; Agaricomycetes; Boletales; Suillaceae
Exons: 7
Coding region: 1-552 (183 amino acids)
Source: RefSeq, a predicted model, not a curated record
AUGGUCCCAACUGUUGACAGUCCCGACACUGAAACUGGUUACUACCAGACACACCCUCACGAAAUGGUAACAUCGCUGGGUAAUGAAUCAGCUGCCAGUGACGGCCAUCGCACCAUACCACGACCGACGCCUGCGGAAUUUCGCAAGCUAGUAUCUGGUCCCGAAAGACGAGGUGCCAACGUCAAAUUAACACUUCCAGUGGUCAAAAUCCUCUUGCGGCGCACAUCACAUGUGCGCGGUGAACUCAAAAUGAAGAUGCGCUCACUUACGAGCUCAUUUUUUGGGUUCCAGCCAAGUCUUUCGAGGGAUGUGAUAGGGCAAAACCAAGACCUGGCAGAAUCUUUGAAAAAUGGUUCAGCAUUUGCCUUCAAGGACUGGACAUUGACAGGGCUCUAUAAAUCCGAGCUACUGCAAGACGGUAGCAUCACAGGGUUCGGUGUCGAAGCCCUCACUCUGCUGUCGGCUGCAUCCCGGAUUGGUGACAAGGCUUUUGAUGAUGCGAUUCACGAGUACCAACUUGAGGAGGAGGGUGCAGAGGCUAACAGGAGUUGA